Messenger RNA from Dictyostelium discoideum AX4, 348 nucleotides. RefSeq names its product selenoprotein K (gene selk). NCBI's taxonomy places the organism in Eukaryota, Evosea, Eumycetozoa, Dictyosteliales, Dictyosteliaceae. The record is from RefSeq and is a predicted model, not a curated record. The transcript is spliced from 4 exons. Gene Ontology annotation, cellular component: membrane.
AUGCCACCAAAACCUACAUACGUUAGUGGGGGUAGUGUUACUCAAACAGGUAGAAGUAAAUGGAGAUUAUCAUAUAUUCCUGAAUUUAUUUGGGGUAUUUUAAAUCAAAUAACUUUUUUCUUCUCAACUUUAAUAGGUGGUACAGUUGAACCUAGAAGACGUCCAAAUAACCAAGGUGGAGGUAGAAGAUUAGCAGGAUUUGAUGGUAAUGGUAAUGUAACAGGUGGAAGUGGUGUAGGUGGUAGUGGUCCAAGUAAAGGUCCAGAUAAUGGUUCAAAUAAUAGAAGAGGUGACAUGAAAAAUAUUUUGGCAUGUAAUUCAGCUUCAGGAUCUUGAGGUCCGAAAUAG